AUGCGCAGGGAGGCAAACAAGCAGCAUGUAAGAUGUCAAAAAUGUUUAGAGUUUGGACAUUGGACGUAUGAAUGUACAGGGAAGAGAAAAUACCUGCACAGACCUUCGAGGACAGCUCAAUUAGCGAAAAUUCUUAAAGAGAAAGAGAAGCAACUAUUACUGCAACAAAGCUCUGGAGAAAGUACUGCAGAAAAGAAGACAAAGAAGAAAAGAUCUAAGAGCGUGACCAGUUCCAGCAGCAGUAGCAGUGACAGUUCGGCUAGCGAUUCCUCAUCUGACAGUGAAGAUUCUUCUACCUCGUCUUCCGAUGAUGACAGUGACAGUGAUGAGAGCUCCUCUACUUCCUCAUCUUCUCCAUCCUCGAGUAGUUCUUCUUCUUCGGAGUUUGAGUCAGAUUCUAGCUCCUCCAGCAGUAGCAGCAGCAGCACAGACAGUAGCUCCGAUGAUGAGCCGCCAAAGAAGAAGAAGAAGAAAUAG
Molecule: messenger RNA, 477 nt
Organism: Eurypyga helias (sunbittern)
Lineage: Eukaryota; Metazoa; Chordata; Aves; Eurypygiformes; Eurypygidae
Gene: ZCCHC10
Product: zinc finger, CCHC domain containing 10
Exons: 4
Coding region: 1-477 (158 amino acids)
Molecular function (GO): zinc ion binding; nucleic acid binding
Source: RefSeq, a predicted model, not a curated record